GAAGCUUAAAGUGGCCUCCAGUCAUGAGUCCCCGCUGCAGAGUGAACUUCAACACUAUGAUUUUCCUGGUCGUCCUGCAGGGGGCAGCAGUUGUGCUCUUCUGCAACUGGUACUACCAGCUGAGCCCCUGCAACUCCCCUCCCCGAAAAGGCAAGAUUCACGUUUUGCUGCUGUCGUCGUGGCGAUCAGGUUCAUCCUUUCUGGGUCAGGUUUUCAGUCAACACCCAUCUGUUUUCUACCUCAUGGAGCCCGGGUGGCAUGUUUGGACCAAAAUAGAGAAACCUGGUGCACGAGUUCUCCGAAUGGCUGUGAGGGAUCUAAUGCGGAGCUUGUACCAGUGUGACUUCUCAGUGAUGGAUUCCUACAUGCCUGAGAACUACAAUAUGUCCACCUUGUUUAUGUUUCACCACAGUCGGGCACUGUGCUCGCCUCCUGCGUGCUCCCUCACACGGCGCAGUGACAUGAGCAACGAGACUCUUUGCCAAAAGAAAUGUGAUUCUCAAGGUUUGGAGAUGGUGGAGAAGGCCUGCCACACUUACAGCCAUGUGGUUUUAAAAGAAACUCGUUUUUUUGAGCUGGAAUCCCUUUAUCCCCUUUUUCAAGACCCAAACCUGGACCUCCGCAUCGUUCACCUCGUUCGAGACCCUCGGGCCGUGAUACGGUCAAGAGAGGAAUCAGCCAAGUCUUUUGACAUGGACAACGCCAUCGUCUUGGAGCAAAGAAACGUACCAGCAGCCAGUAUCCAGUACGAAGUGAUGCAGGAGAUCUGCAGAAGCCACGUACGCAUCAACGAAAGGGCAAUCCUGAAGCCACCUCCUUUUCUGGAAGGUCGCUACAAAAUGAUUCGGUAUGAAGACGUGGCACGCAACCCGUUGAAGGAGAUUAAUGAUAUUUAUGACUUUGUCGGUUUAGAGAUGACAAGUCAGAUGGAGGAAUGGAUCUACAAAGUGACCCACGGAAAAGGGAAAGGCAGCAAGAAAGAGGCUUUCCAGAUCACCUCUAGGAAUGCCAAUGAGGUGUCACAGGCGUGGCGCACCGUGCUGCAACACAGCAAGGUCAAACGCAUUCAGGAGCUGUGCAAAGGGGCCAUGUCGCUGCUCGGCUACCGGACAGUUGACAGCGAAAAAGAACAGAAGAGACUCGACAUAGAUCUGCUGGUUCCACGUGAACCUUACGAGUUCAGCUGGGUUUCAGCUAAAUCUCAGCGCACAGGGAGCAGCUAGAGCAUCACGCCUCCUGUUUCAGGUCCUCUCAGAGGCGACAGGCUUGAAUAGUCUCCCUGUCGCUGUUAAAGCACGGCUCAAACUUCCACCUCAGACUGCCUCUUUUCAAGAUUUGAAGAUUAAUUACAGCCUUUUUGCAUGACAGUACACUGAGUACAGCAUGUGAAAGUGGAGUAAAAGACUCAGUAGAACUUACUGACAGCCUUGUUCCUGAAAACCUCUGAUAGAUGGUUAGCUAUGCAAGGGUUUACACUCCAUUGCAUUUCACAGAACAUCACUCACAACUACCUUAAGAGUCACAGUUGAGCUUGAAGACAAACUAAUGGCACCUGUUUUCAAUGCUUUCCACUUCUUUUCCACUAACUUUUGUAUUUGUAUAUUAUUUAAAUGAUCAUGUAAACCUUAGCAAAAUGUCAACAUACACCCUAUGCCAAUUAGCAUACAGAGUUUGUCUUGUUAUCCUUGGGCCCAGCGAUUCCUGGAGUCUCUCUACUGCUUUGGAGGAGAAACUUACCAAUAUUUAUGGAAACUUGAGACUCACAGUUACCAGGGGUUUCAACGGACAAAUCUGAUUUACCUAAAUUUGUAUACAUUGGAAUGGUAUGCGUACAUCCAGUCUCACAUGUAAUUUAUUGUAAAUCAAUGCGUUCUUUGUCCAGUGAUGAGCAGGAACACAUUUCUGAGGGUACGUGUAUAUUGUCUGAGAAGGCCGAGCUUAACAUGGCUUUUUAUUCCUGAGAAACUUGAAUAGAGCACAGCUCGUUGGAGUGUACUGAUCUGGAGACAAGAGAUGCCUGAAGAUCAGAUCGUUUUAGGACAAACUUUGGCUUCUUCUUUUUUAUGAAGGAAUCAACAAAAUUUUGCCUCAAAGACAGGAUUUGGUUGUCUGCUAUGUGUGUUAGGCUGUUACACAUCUGACCACCUCAUUCUGCAACAUGUAGCUUUUCCGUUCUGACAAACAUAAAUGUACAAAGUUGUUUUUUAAAUAGCGCUGAAUUGUUUGCGAGAUUUACCUGAGAAUGUGCGUUUAAAGGCUAAAAUAUGUCAGAGUUGCUUUGUAAAGUGUAACACAAAAAAUGAAGUUAUGGUGUAGUGAUAGUGAGUGAACGAUGGCACAGAUCAGUCUUAAACUACAUGCAUCAUCAUUAAUUCAACUUUUCCUUUACAGUGGUGUUCAAACUUGUAGGUAAUGAUUGUUAUACUUAUUUAAAUUUGAUGACUGAAAGGGAUAACUAUACCUACGUAACAUCAAGCUGAUAUUAAUGCAUAACAAAGUUGCCAACUACAAAAAACUGGCAAAAGGAAAAGGACACUUAAAGCUUUAGCCACACGUGUAGUGGAUACAAGUGAAGUAAUGCAAAAAUGUAGCAUAUUACUGGUGUAGCAGCUCCCCAGCACUUGAAUUAAUUUGCGUGGUCUCGACGGGUGAUUUUCAAGGUUUGUUUAUUUUUCUUUGAUGUGGACCAUCAGUCAUCUCAAUCAUCUUGAUUACCUCAGUCACCGUAGUCACCGUGAAAACUAAACAGAUAUACAAAUAUUAGAAUAUAAACAUAAACUUCCAACACACAAACAAAAUAAAAGGUACCUCGCUGUUUUCACCGGGGAACACUAAGUGUUGACAGUGCCAAGCACAUCUUUGACAGUUUGUUCAAGUCAUUCAUUGGUACAAUGAUUCUGCCAGCUUUUUUAGGGCCUGCCCUCAUUUAGCUACGGCAGCCCGUGAGGUACAUAACAACAAAAAAAAAAAC
This is a messenger RNA of Poecilia latipinna (sailfin molly), 2971 nucleotides long. Its product is annotated as carbohydrate sulfotransferase 6-like. Gene Ontology annotation, molecular function: N-acetylglucosamine 6-O-sulfotransferase activity. The record is from RefSeq and is a predicted model, not a curated record. The transcript has a single exon. Gene Ontology annotation, cellular component: Golgi membrane. NCBI's taxonomy places the organism in Eukaryota, Metazoa, Chordata, Actinopteri, Cyprinodontiformes, Poeciliidae. Gene Ontology annotation, biological process: sulfur compound metabolic process; N-acetylglucosamine metabolic process; carbohydrate metabolic process. The coding region runs from base 24 to 1223 and encodes 399 amino acids.